GAAAAGCCGGAUGUAUGCAAAGCGCAGUCCCCUUAGAAAAUUAUUGUGGAAUAAAUCAAUCGGGAAUAUAUAAUGAAUGGAUCUUUCCUGAACGAAGUCAUUCAGCGCUAAAGCUUUGCAACAGUGAAGUCCCUAUAAUUAAAUCGCAGCACUUCACCAAGACCAAUAGAUGUGCUAAAAGUGUUAAAUCUUAGUAAAUGUAGAAAAUAUUCAAUUGUUGCAAAAACAAUGGAGAACACGACUUUAUUAAGUGAUAUAAAAUGUUUGAACAGUUGCCUAGAUUUACCCGGCUGUGUUACGGGCGAAAUGUGCAAGCGAUACAUAGAGAACGUAUACAUUUUCCCAAAUUUUGUGGAGUGGAUUUACAUUGGUCUGUAUAUAAUUCUCUUCUGUAGUGGAUUAAUUGGAAACACAUUGGUCUGUUAUGUUAUUUAUACGUGUCAUCAUAUGCAGACUUUUGUCAACAUGUUUAUCUUUAACCUCGCCGUUGCUGAUUUCCUUGUCAUCCUCGUGUGCCUUCCCUCCACAAUGAUGGCCGAUGUCACAGAAACUUGGUAUCUUGGAGAAACCAUGUGCAAGGUUGUUCCAUUCUUGCAAACAACUUCUGUGACGGUGUCAGUACUUACACUGUCGGCAAUAUCGGUGGAGCGAUACUUCGCCAUCUGUAAACCGUGGACACGGAGACUCUCCAGACGAUUCAUUCUGAGAAUCAUUAUCGCUAUCUGGUUUAUCGGAAUUGUUGUUUCCAUACCGGACCUGGUCUACUAUUCCGUCACUACCACGUUCCAAGAAAGCGUCACCUUCUAUCUCCGUUACUGCAGCCGUCGAUGGACAGUCCGAGACAAUAUGAUCUAUAACUUGGUUAUUUUGAUAGUGUUGUAUUCCAUCCCAAUAUGCCUGAUGGCCUACACAUACGCAAUUAUUUCGAAACAACUUUGGCGGAAAGAUCUUCCUGGGAUUGUUGAAGCAGAACAUCGUCCAAUGAACAAAAUGGUGUCAUCUGGACCAGAAAGUCAACUUCGAUCCCGACAAAGAGCGGCAAAAAUGCUUAUUGCUAUUGUUGUGGUGUUUGCUGUGUGUUAUUUGCCAGUCCAUGUGUUAAAUUUAACAAGGUACACAGCAUCGUUUGGUGAAAUCCCAGCCAAAUGGAUAUCGAUCAUAGUACUCACCUCGCAUAUCCUUUGCUAUGCUAACAGUGUGGUGAACCCUUUCAUCUACAACUUCAUGAGCGCAAAAUUUCGGAAGGAGUUCCAGUCGGUGCUACGCCUCUCCAGGUGUAAAUGUACCAGUAAAAAAAUUCGAGUACCGUCGGUUAUGACGUCAUCAAAGAACAAAAGUUCCCUUCCCAGAACCGAAAGAUACGAAAUGAACACUGUAUCAUCAAAGCAGAGCUGGAGCAAAGCGUCGUCGAUAAGGAAGGCACAAAAUCCCCAAGAGAAAUAUGGAUGAAAUUUAAUAUACAACUCAGAUUCUUCGAAAGCAUAAUUGGUUCAAGAUUGCAAUGAUAAUAAUGAUUGAUGAUUUAACCCGAUUAUUUUGUCAACUUCUCCGUAGUAACGGAGAAUCAUAUGGAUGGAUAUCGUUCGUGACGUCCAAAGAAAUGUGAAUUUUGAUAUAACCAUGUGAUCCUUUAGAUUGAUUCGUUUGUAUGACAGUGUGUUGGAAACUAGCUCUAUUUAUUCAAGGAAUAUAUGUAUGUAGGUCACCAUGAAAUAUUAGUGUCUGUUAAAUAGAGGACUUACACUAUAUUGAUAUCAUGUAAAUAAUAAAAAUCAUCGUUGA
Ostrea edulis (European flat oyster) is the source of this 1782-nucleotide messenger RNA. RefSeq names its product orexin receptor type 2-like. The record is from RefSeq and is a predicted model, not a curated record. Bases 229 to 1449 code for a protein of 406 amino acids. Lineage: Eukaryota; Metazoa; Mollusca; Bivalvia; Ostreida; Ostreidae. Gene Ontology annotation, biological process: G protein-coupled receptor signaling pathway; feeding behavior. Gene Ontology annotation, cellular component: membrane. Gene Ontology annotation, molecular function: orexin receptor activity. The transcript has 5 exons.